Molecule: messenger RNA, 1284 nt
Organism: Symbiodinium necroappetens
Lineage: Eukaryota; Dinophyceae; Suessiales; Symbiodiniaceae
Source: the annotation of a GenBank genome assembly
GACAGCAAGUACGUGGUCGAAGAAGAAGUCGACGUCGGCAACUCGAAGUUUUGCAUUUACCAGCAUGCUGCAGAGCAUUCGGUCUACCCCGACUUAGGCAAUGCAGGCGUCGCAGGCCCGGACAGCGCCAUGCUGCAGUGGCUCCGGGACACGCAGUUCAGCGGCAAGUGGGUCCACUUGACACCAGGCUCGGACUUCAUUGCAGACUUCUCCGGGAACCACAGCUUGAGCACCGUCUUCCGGCUGAUGGGCGUGCUGAAGGUGCAGGAUGACAACACGGCAGUUCAGAUCGUGCCCACCCAAGACCUGACGAACACCGAAGCCCUCGAGGUGCCACUGAUGGUGGUGUCUGGGGCUCCGCAGCCCAAGUUGAAGGUGAAGGACGAGUCAGAGGCGAAAUUCCUCCUUCCGGCAUUCAUCCCCGAUGCGCUCAUGGACUAUGCCAUUUGUGGUGGGCAGGCCGCCCUUGACCAAGUCGAGGCAUCCGUGAUGGAUUCGCGUUUCCACAUCAUCCACGAGGACCUCCAGGAGCCCGGGAGCUGCGGCAUUGUGCGGCGGCGCGGCCUUCUGUCAGUUCGCAAGGACGACUCCGGUUGCGGGGCCUGGUGUCAACACUAUCUGCCCCGUGGAGGGCGCUAUGACCUGACCAUCUCGCACUCCGCCAGCAGCUGCUUCGAAUUCGCCUUGGACCUGCACAACGCAUCUGCAUUGAACAAUUCCCUGUACAUGUCCAUGUCCGCGGGUCAAGGGUGCCUGGAUGACGGAUGGUUGAAUCAGGCGGUGAGGCUGAAUUUCUCGGCAGCUGUGCAGGAGCUGCUGCAGUGGCAUGCGGACCCCAACCAGCCGUUCAAGGGCGUGACACCCUUGCAGACUGCCGCAGCCUACGACAACAUCCCAGCGCUUCGCCAGCUUCUGAAUAAGAAUGCCAACGUCAAUGGCGUGACGGAGCAAGGAACGGCGCUCGUGGCCGCGGCACGCCACUGCCACAUUGGGGCCAUGGAGUUUUUGCGAAAUCACAACGCCACCGUGGCCAAUGCAGUCCAAGGAAACUGCAGCGAGUCAACGCUUCUGCAGGUUGUCCGAGCGCACGCCAUGAACACCGAAACGUGCCAGCAGAAGGCCAAAGGUUCUGCGGGCGAGAGUGCUUCGCAGAACUACACGGCGCUGUGGGAUGUCCUGACCAUCCUCCAGCAGAUGAGCCCGUCGUCAGGCAAAGCUUGCCAAGGCCCGUCUGAGAGUCUGCCAUUCCAUGAGUCUCUAGACCGGGGCUUCAGGAAAUCAUGA